This is a messenger RNA of Olea europaea var. sylvestris, 1476 nucleotides long. RefSeq names its product zinc finger BED domain-containing protein RICESLEEPER 1-like. Lineage: Eukaryota; Viridiplantae; Streptophyta; Magnoliopsida; Lamiales; Oleaceae. Gene Ontology annotation, molecular function: DNA binding. The coding region runs from base 1 to 1476 and encodes 491 amino acids. The transcript has a single exon. The record is from RefSeq and is a predicted model, not a curated record.
AUGAGAUCAGAAGUAUGGUCACAUUUGACUAAGAUACAAAGGGGGAAAAAGGUAAAAUGUAAUUACUGUGAAAAGUCUUAUGCUUGUGAUUCCAAUAAGACUAGUACUUCUGGCUUGUGGAAACACUUUAAAAAUUGCCAAGCAAAUAAGAGUAUCAAAAUAGAUGAAAGACAAAAGGUACUAGCAAGACAAUUAAAUGACAAUGAUGGUGGUGAUGGUGGCAUUGCCAAUAUUACUGUUUUGGUGUUUAACAAAGAAGCAUGUAGGAGGGCAAUGGGGAAAAUGAUUAUUGUUGAUGAAUUGCCAUUUAGCUUCAUUGAAGGUGUCGGGUUUAGAAAAUUCAUGAGAUAUGCUUGCCCUAAGUUUGAUAUUCCAUCUUGUAGAACAGUCGCAAUGGAUAUAUUGAAACUUUAUAGUGACGAAAAGGAAAUAUUGAAAGGUAAACUUAUUUCUAAUAAGCAUAGGGUGUGCCUUACAACAGAUUGUUGGACAUCAAUACAAAAUAUUAGUUACAUGGUUAUCAUGGCCCAUUUUAUUGACAAAAAUUGGGUAAUGUAUAAGAAGAUAUUGAAUUUUUCGAUGGUUCCAAACCAUAAAGGGGAAACAAUUAGAAAACUUAUUGAAACGUGUUUGCUUGAUUGGGGAAUAGAGCAUGUGUCCACAAUUACUAUUGAUAAUGCAAGUGCAAAUGAUGGGGCUAUUGUCUAUAUAAAAAAGGUGUUAAAGAAUUGGAAGGUUGAUGGGAUGGUUUUAGGUGGUUCUUUUAUGCACGUAAGGUGUUUUGCACAUAUAGUGAAUUUAAUAGUAAAUGAUGGGUUGAAAGAGUUUAAUGUGGCAAUUGCAAGUAUUAGAAAUGCUGUGAAAUAUUUUCGAUCAUCCCCUUCGAGAUUAGCGAAAUUCAAGAUUUGCAUAGAGAGGGAGAAAAUUGAAUGCAAAAAAUUGGCUAUAUUAGAUGUACCUACUAGGUGGAAUGCGACAUACUUGAUGUUAAAUAGUGCGCUUAAAUUUGAGAAAGCAUUUGAUCGCAUGGCAGAGGAAGAUGGUUUUUAUUGCAAAUAUUUUGUUGAACGUGAGAACGGGAAAGAAAGAGAAGGUCCACCUACUACAGAAGAUUGGGAAAAAGGAAGGAAGUUUGUUAAGUUUUUGAAAACCUUUUAUGAAACCACUUUAAAAUUUAGUGCAUCUUCGAGUGUGACCUCGAAUUUAUACUUUCAGCACUUGUUGAAAAUAUUUAGUGAUAGGCAAGAUCCUAUAUUAAGUGAUAUGGCAAAAAACAUGAAGACCAAAUUUGAUAAGUAUUGGGGCAGUGUUGAGAAAAUGAACAAAAUACUGAUAGUAGCCACAGUGCUUGAUCCUCGGCAUAAGUUGGAGUUUGUGGGUUGUAUUGGCCGCUUGUAUGACAAUAUCUUGGUUGAAUCGACAAAAGAUGAAAUCAAGAAUUUAUUAUAUGAGUUGUAUAAUCAAUACAAGGGAUGA